Messenger RNA from Durusdinium trenchii, 1245 nucleotides. NCBI's taxonomy places the organism in Eukaryota, Dinophyceae, Suessiales, Symbiodiniaceae. The record is from the annotation of a GenBank genome assembly.
AUGGAGCUUCGUAGCGACAUGGAGCGCCGAUCCCAAGAGCUCUCCACGCAGGUGGAGAGCCUGGCGCAAACGCUGCACCGCUUGGACGGGCAGAUGCUUCACGGAAAGACCAACGGCGAGGCAGCUUGCAGUUGCCCACAGCUGAAGAAGAUCGUGUCCUUGACCUUGCUGGAGCUCGAAAAGUUGACCAGGAGGGCCAACGACGCCUUCGACCGCUCAGCGUGCAGCUCCAUCAAGCAGAUUCAAGAGUUGCAACACUUGACGGAGAGCAUCGAUCGUGGGGGGCCCGAGCAUCGGUGUUGUGGGACCCGCGGACCGCCAAUGGGCUGGGGUCCCUUGGGAGAUGUGGAGGAGGCGGGCUUCACUGCAGCCGACGGCAUUCGAGAAGGUCAGUGGCUGGGAAGCAGUUUUAUGGUGGCGAAAGGGGAGAUGGUGGCAUUCGGCGGGUCGUACAGCUGCUUCCGUGUGAGCCGACCACAUGAAGGGAUCCUGGAAGUGGUCUUGAACCGCGCCGAGGCGAGGAACUCCAUGAGCGCCAAGUUCGUGCGGGAGCUGCACCAAAUUUUGGAUGUCCUGCAGUUUCCUUACAGUGAGCGAGACCAUCCGCCCCUUCGCGUGCUGAUCUUGCGCGGUGAGGGGAACGCCUUUUGCUCGGGCUAUGACUUCAAAGACCAAACCAUGUCGAAGGCCAAUACGCCUUUCCUGCAACAUGCUUUCAGCGGCCUCAUCAAGAAGCUUCGCGACCUGCCGCAGCCCGUCGUGUGCGGUGUGAACGGCGCUGCUGUGGGCGCCGGCCUGUCGCUGGCGCUGGCGGCCGAUUUGCGCAUCGGUGCGCGCGAGGCGAGCUUCGUGGCUGCUUUUGUGAAGCUGGGCCUGGGUGGUGGUGAGUUGGGUACCAGCUACUUCCUCCCUCGCAUCGUGGGGCGCGGACGUGCUGCCGAAGCCCUAUUGACAGGGAAGCCCAUUAGCGCCAGCAAGGCAGAGCAGUGGGGGCUGCUGAACGAGGUGGUGGAUCAAGCCCAGUUGGCCAAUUGCUGCCUGAAGCACGCGAAAGAGCUUUUGGCGCUUUCGCCCAAGGGCUUGCGGUUGACCAAGUCACUCCUGAACAACUCCCAGGAGCUGAGUUUGACGGCCACUUUGGACCGAGAAGAUCUGGCUCAAAGCUACAUGGUGGCUGACAAAGAGAGUCAGGAGGUGGGAAAAGCAUACAUCGAACGCUUCAAAAGAAGGAGCUCCAAGCUCUGA